Molecule: messenger RNA, 3376 nt
Organism: Haliotis rufescens (red abalone)
Lineage: Eukaryota; Metazoa; Mollusca; Gastropoda; Lepetellida; Haliotidae
Product: toll-like receptor 4
Exons: 2
Coding region: 100-2544 (814 amino acids)
Biological process (GO): toll-like receptor signaling pathway; immune response; inflammatory response
Cellular component (GO): membrane
Molecular function (GO): transmembrane signaling receptor activity; protein binding
Source: RefSeq, a predicted model, not a curated record
GUCACACAGUGUGGCGGUAUUACGUGCCGUGUACACUCCAUUUGUACCUGACUGGGCGUUUGCAAACGUGGAGAGGUUUCUGGUCAUGCGCAAGAGGAAAUGGAGUGGCUAACGUUUACACAGAAUGUGCAUCGGCACCUCAUACAGCACCUUUUACUGAUACAUAUGAUGGUGACUGCCAGUGCUGACACCUGUCUAGUGAAGAACCAAGUUGCCAACUGCAGUGCAAGAGGUUUGACUUCCGUUCCAUCAACAUUGCCUGAAAACAUAACAACGUUGUUGAUGGCCGAUAAUAAACUGGUGGACAUUGCAGGAUUUGCUUUUAAAAAAUACGCACAUUUGAAGCACCUUGAUUUGUCUAAUAACCAGAUCAAGCGACUCAACAAUAACUCGUUCUAUGGCCUUACAAGCUUACAAAGUUUACAACUUGAACGCAACCAUCUGAAUCUGUCACGCAACGCAUAUCCCGCACUUUGUUUCUCGGGACUGGUGUCACUUCAGAGGCUACUGAUUGGGAACAAUGUUGCGAUUGAAUGGUUCUUAGACCCUCAAGACUCAUUUUACUACCCCGAUGAAGCCAUAGGACAGCUUGAGGCAUUAGAAGAAUUGUCAGUGGAUGGUUUACCCAAUGCUAUGUUUGGAGUGGGAUUUUGUCACCUGCACAGCCUAACAUAUUUAGAUUUUAAGCUGUGUUAUAUUAAUUACGUCGAGGAGGGCAUGUUUGUCAAUACACCUAACAUCACCUUUCUUAGUAUGUCUCACUGCCAUAUCUUCGAUGUCCACAAAGAAUCCUUUGCAAAACUACCGCACAUUGACACACUAGAUCUAUCCGGAAACACAGAGGUGGGUUUAAAUGUAACACACAUAUUCCAUGGUUUGAGAGACACACAAAUUAGAGUUCUUAUGUUAAGCAGCAUAUAUCCCCCAUAUUCGAUUUGUGUUGUCAUUCCCUCUGAUUGUUUGCGUUAUUUGUUCAAUACAUCAAUCAAGGAGUUAUAUCUAAAUCAUAAUGAUAUUAGAAAACUUGAACCUGGGGCGUUGGAUUAUUUUCCACCAAGUUUAGAAAUCAUUUCUCUUCGAGACAAUAAGUUUACGUUUGGUCAUUACAUUUUUGAACUUAAUAAAUUAACAGGACUAAGGCGUAUAGAUCUCAGUGACAAUAUCGUGGGCCAUUCCAAUUUUCCGCUUGAAGGCAAUGGAAUAUAUAGUAUUCCUUGGAUACCGUCUUUUCCCUUGCCACCAAAUCUAGAAGAUAUUGUCCUCAGAAAUAUGAUUAUACAUGCAGAAAUACCAUCAGUGUACUUCUCAAAGAACAGACUCAGAUCCCUUGAUGCUUCUCAAAAUGGGGUUUCCUUCUGGCGGGGACCUGUUUACGGGCUCAAGAAUUUAGAAACUCUUGACUUAUCAUCAAAUUAUUGUUCAAAAGUAAUUGCAACCUUUUUCAACAGUUUUAUGACUAUUCGCAUUUUGAAUGUUUCUAAUAACUAUUUGGGAGAUGCCCUCAAAGAUCUCAAAUUCACUAGAGUUUUUAGUUCACUGACAAAGCUUGAAGUACUUGAUUUGUCUGCUAACAGAUUCCGUAUUUUGCAUCCAACAUUUUUCAAACAUAACAGAAACCUGAAGUAUUUGAAUCUAAGCCAGAAUGCAAUAUCAAAUCUCGACUUAGACGUGGGAAAGAUAAACCUCACAAUGGUGAACCUACAGAUGAAUGAAAUAAGGUACAUAGCCAAAUCCACGCGGGAUAUGUUUGAUGCCAUGGACGUGAACAAUCACUUAACAGUCGAUCUGUCAGAUAACCCUUUAGACUGUUCUUGUGACCAUCUUGACUUUUUGUUGUGGAUAUUGAAAACGAAGGUUAAUUUACAAAAUGUUGGCACUUACACGUGUGUUAAUGAAUUCGGCAAACGUAUGCUUUUGGACAAGGGUUUCAUUAAGUCAAAGAAGGAAACCUGCAAAUCCUAUGCUGGUGUAGUUAUUGGUGGAUUAUGUUCUGUCGUGUUUUUCUUGUCCGUCUCAGUCGUUGGACUGGUGUAUAGGUAUCGGUGGAGAAUCAAGUAUCUGUAUUACAUUGUUAGGGAUCGGUAUAAUUUUCACAGAGGUCAGGAUGAUGGCGAAAGACAGUUUAUGUUUGAUGCUUUCAUUUCCUACGCAAAUGAAGACCUUGUCUUUGUCGACACACUGAUUAAUAACCUUGAGGGUCAGGGGAAACGUCUGGUUGUUCACCACCGGGACUUUCGUCCCGGAGAACCCAUAGGUGCAAAUAUUGUUAAUGCAAUUCAGACUAGCAGGCACACUGUCCUGAUACUAUCGGGUAGUUUCCUUGAGAGCAACUGGUGUCGUUAUGAGUUUGAGAUGGCUAGAAUGGAGGCAGUGUACGACUCUAGAAGUGUCCUUGUCGUUGUCAAGAUUGAAGACGUGUCAUCUGCUGCCGUACCCCGAGAGCUGCUCUAUCUGAUGAGGUCGGACUCGUACCUGGAAUACCCUGAUGAUCCUGAGGAUCAGGCGAUAUUUUGGGUGAACCUUGGAGAAGCUGUCAGCAACUGAUAUAUCCCCAGAUGUACGGGGACGUAAUCUUAUCUGAACAAACAGAAACUCACAAGAGUUGCGUCCCUUGGGCACGCCAGAAACACAUGAUCGUGGUUUCGAAUCCCGGUUCGCCCCGAUCAUGUUUCUUGGUUUCUCAGCAUCACACCCGUGCUCGUGGAUUUCACAACAGACCUGCAUCACUUCAGGCUUUCCUCCCAGUUUAAGCUGAUAUAACUGGAAUACUGAUCAAAGCGGCUUUAAACCCAGCGACCAUACCUUAUACAUAGUUGAUAUCAUUGUGUGAUAAAUAGUAGGUUAUUCUGUUGUUUGAUAAAGAAUAGUUUUGAAGGGAUUAUCUGUCUUUAUUUCAAUGCAAAUGUAAUAACAUGUCCGAGACUACCAAGUAAUCCUACGCUGAUUGGCCCCAGUUGUACAUUGCAUAUAUUGUACUUAUAUGUCACAGCUGUGUAUUGCAUAUAUUGUACUUAUAUGUCACAGCUGUGUAUUGCAUAUAUUGUACUUAUAUGUCACAGCUGUGUAUUGCAUAUAUUGUACUUAUACGCCACAGCUGUGUAUUGCAUAUAUUGUACCUAUACGUCACAGUUGUACAUUGCAUAUAUUGUACUUAAACGUCACAGUUGUACAUUACAUGUAUUGUACUUAUACGUCACAGUUGUACAUUGCAUAUAUUGUACCUAUACGUCACAGUUGUACAUUACAUGUAUUGUACUUAUACGUUACAGCUGUAUAUUGCAUAUAUUGUACGUAUAGUUAUUUUUUCACAAUGCCAUUUUCCAAAGAUGCUAUUGUUUAAAUGUCAUCGCGAGAGAAAUGACCUUGAAUUUUAUAU